Molecule: messenger RNA, 4376 nt
Organism: Cercocebus atys (sooty mangabey)
Lineage: Eukaryota; Metazoa; Chordata; Mammalia; Primates; Cercopithecidae
Gene: PHF19
Product: PHD finger protein 19
Exons: 15
Coding region: 400-2175 (591 amino acids)
Biological process (GO): regulation of DNA-templated transcription; chromatin organization
Cellular component (GO): nucleus
Molecular function (GO): DNA binding; chromatin binding
Source: RefSeq, a predicted model, not a curated record
CAGGAUUGGGAGAUUUUGUGCCAUGAGGCUGCUCCCAAGCUUUCCUUCCAGGUUCAGGCAGGUGCUCAGCAGUGCUAGGUUCUGCUGAGGCCCAGGAUCCAGAACGGGGCAGUGAGGCAGGUGAGAGCAGGAGGAUCAAGGAGCGGAAGGAAAUGAGGAAGGAGGUGAGAGGAUUCCUGGAUCUCUGCUGAGAAGGUGAGGUGGGGGGCAGCACAGAUCACGCUCCAAGGCCAGGAGGCAGAGGGCCCAGACUGAGCAACUGACAGUGAAUAGGGAAGGCUCUGGGGGAAGGUGCUGGCCACAGGCCACACCCAUGAAAGGACACGUCCCUGUCUGGUGGGGGUGUCUGCAGAGUGCGAUGGUAGCCACAGAAGUGGGCGCGGUGGACUGAGGACAAGGAUGGGGGUGGGGUUAUUGUGUCAGGGGAAACUGAUGGAGAAUCGAGCUCUGGAUCCAGGGACUCGGGACUCCUAUGGUGCCACCAGCCACCUCCCCAACAAGGGAGCCCUGGCGAAGGUCAAGAACAACUUCAGAGACUUGAUGUCCAAGCUGACGGAGGGCCAGUAUGUGCUGUGCCGGUGGACAGAUGGCCUGUACUACCUCGGGAAGAUCAAGAGGGUCAGCAGCUCUAAGCAAAGCUGCCUCGUGACUUUCGAAGAUAAUUCCAAAUACUGGGUCCUAUGGAAGGACAUACAGCAUGCCGGCGUUCCAGGAGAGGAGCCCAAGUGCAACAUCUGCCUGGGGAAGACAUCAGGGCCGCUGAAUGAGAUCCUCAUCUGCGGGAAGUGUGGCCUGGGUUACCACCAGCAGUGCCACAUCCCCAUAGCGGGCAGUGCUGACCAGCCCCUGCUCACACCUUGGUUCUGCCGACGCUGCAUCUUCGCACUGGCUGUGCGGAAAGGCGGCGCGCUGAAGAAGGGCGCCAUCGCCAGGACGCUGCAGGCCGUGAAGAUGGUGCUGUCCUACCAGCCCGAAGAGCUCGAGUGGGACUCGCCCCACCGCACCAACCAGCAGCAAUGCUAUUGCUACUGCGGCGGGCCCGGAGAAUGGUACCUGCGGAUGCUGCAAUGUUACCGGUGCAGACAGUGGUUCCACGAGGCCUGCACCCAGUGCCUCAAUGAGCCCAUGAUGUUUGGAGACCGGUUUUACCUGUUCUUCUGUUCCGUGUGUAACCAGGGCCCAGAGUACAUCGAGAGGCUGCCCCUGCGAUGGGUGGAUGUGGUUCACCUGGCCCUCUAUAAUCUGGGGGUACAGAGCAAGAAGAAGUACUUUGACUUUGAGGAGAUUCUGGCCUUUGUCAACCACCACUGGGAACUCCUGCAGCUUGGCAAGCUCACCAGCACCCCUGUGACAGAUCGAGGACCGCAUCUCCUCAACGCUCUGAAUAGUUACAAAAGCCGGUUCCUCUGCGGCAAGGAGAUCAAGAAGAAGAAGUGCAUCUUCCGCCUGCGCAUCCGCGUCCCACCGAACCCGCCAGGGAAGCUGCUGCCUGACAAGGGACUGCUGCCAAAUGAGAACAGCACCUCCUCUGAGCUGCGUAAGAGAGGAAAGAGCAAGCCUGGUUUGUUGCCUCACGAAUUCCAGCAGCAGAAAAGGCGAGUUUAUAGAAGAAAAAGAUCAAAGUUUUUGCUGGAAGAUGCUAUUCCCAGUAGUGACUUCACCUCAGCCUGGAGCACCAACCACCACCUGGCUAGCAUAUUUGACUUCACGCUGGAUGAAAUUCAAAGUUUAAAAAGUGCCAGCUCAGGCCAGACCUUCUUCUCAGAUGUCGACUCCACCGACGCUGCCAGCACCUCGGGCUCUGCCUCCACCAGCCUCUCCUAUGACUCCAGAUGGACAGUGGGCAGCAGAAAGAGGAAGCUGGCAGCCAAGGCAUACAUGCCCCUGCGGGCAAAGCGGUGGGCAGCUGAGCUGGAUGGACGCUGCCCCUCGGACAGCAGUGCAGAGGGGGCUUCGGUCCCUGAGCGGCCAGACGAAGGCAUUGACAGCCACACAUUUGAGAGCAUCAGUGAAGAUGACUCAUCCCUGUCCCACCUCAAGUCAUCUAUCACCAACUACUUUGGUGCAGCUGGGCGAUUGGCCUGUGGGGAGAAGUACCAGGUGUUGGCUCGGAGGGUCACACCUGAGGGCAAGGUUCAGUACCUGGUGGAGUGGGAAGGGACCACCCCUUACUGACUAGCCCCCAGGGGUGCCAGGGGUCCUGAAAACCAAAGGAGGAGCAGCAGAAGCCAUAGGCUCCCCAGCUUUCUCCAGGCUGGGGUGGGAGAAGGAAGCAGGACAGAGCUGCAAGUGCCUGGCAGAAGGCCCUGCCUGCCUGCCAGGCCAAGGCCUCCAUCUCUGCUGUACCAGCUCUGUUCCAGGGCCUCCUCGGGCUCGUUACCCCUGUGCCUGUGUCUCUACACACUCCACAACCCCUCAAACUCUGUUUAUCUGUUCCUCUGACCUUGAGUCCCCUGCUCUGGGACCCUUCCUCCUGAGGCCCAGGUCUUUGUCCCCAGUUGUGUGCCUUGACCUCUCUCGCCCCUUUUUGGGUGUGUUUGCACAUCCUGUGUGUGCACAGCUGUCCCUCCACUGGAUACCCUUUACACCUGACCCGUGGGGCAGCCAGUCCUCCCAGGGACUACGUAACAGGCACCUUUGAGAGAGCCUGGGAGAAGAUGGAUAAGAGGAUGCCACUCAGCGCUGUUCUCUUCCACUUUCCUGCCACUCCCCACUGCCCUUGGAGAGAGGUGGUAGGGUGGGAGAAAGCCCCUGUGAAAGCCUGCGAGGAUCUGAAGAGUGAAGGGCUGGGUCUGCCUCAGAAGGCACCAGCACCAGGGUCCAGGCUGAGAGUGAAGGCUGCCAGUGUCAGCUUUGGCCACACCCCCUCAGUCUCCAUAGAGCUGGGCCUGGCCUUGCUGGAAUGGAGGCAUCCUUCCAGACCUGGGGGACGGGGCUGGGCAGUGGUGGUAGGAGGGAAACCAUGUCAUGCUAAACCUGUUUCUGGUGCCUCCCACCCCUAGACCCACCAGACACCAUACAGCAGACAAUAUACACCCACUCCCACAAGUUUCCAUCCACAUGUGUUGUACUUUCAGCUCCAGGCACGCAGACAGCCCCACACGGCCACACCAUCACAUGCCCAAGUGUACUCACACACAGAGCCACACAGUCCCUCUGGGCCUGCUGGCUCCUCCCUUGGCUUUCUCUUGGCCCACUUCCAGGGCCCAAGUGCUGCAACUAAAUGUGAAAGCUCAGCUCCCGCCCCUUCUUUCAGCCCAUCAACCAGCUUUGGUUCCAUAGGGAAGCACAGGGGACUCACCCUCUUUCAUAUCCCUUGCCCUGCCCUGAAAUGGACAAUCACUUUUUGGGAUAGGUUGAAAUUUUUAAAGGGCCUGCAUCAUUCAGUUCCGUCAAAGGGAAGCCCUUGCCAGUGGGGGUUUGAAAGAGAAUUUUUGGAACAACAUUCAAAUUCUGCCUCAUCUGGAGGGAAACCAAAAUUGGGAGGGGGAAGAGGACCCCUCAUGUUUUGCUGCUUCCAGAGAUAUUAGAAACUGACUCACUUGAUUGGAAAGUGGACAAAAGUGCCUUGACGUGGAGGGUGGGCACCAGAUGGGGACCAGCCUUGCCAACUGCUGCUGUGGCCUCCAGCUUGGCUGGUUUUGCAGGCCACCAGCAGGAAGGCGAAGGUGGUGGUAGAGCAAGAGGCACUGGUGGGGCAGCAGGCCUGCAGGAGCUGUUUUUCCAUUACUAGGCCUGACGCCUCUCUACCUGUGAGCGUUCAGGGGGUCCCUGAGAUAGUUUAGAUGUCCCCCUUCUUAGACCUCAGCUCCCACAGUGCCUUUUAAGGGGGACCUCACCUCCUGUGCACCGCCCACCCACUUUCCUCUGCUUCCCUGGCACAGCCCAGGCAUAGAUAAGCUGGCAUUGGGCCCAGUUCUUCCCCCUUCUCAGCCCCACAGCUGCUGCCACAGGGGCCAACUGGGGCCAGGUGGAAGGGGAGCUGAGAAGCCAGCCCCUAGCCCAGGGGUGCUGUGGGACCUGGGAUUCAAUUUGUAGCUUCCUGCCUGGCUUCAGAGAGCCCAGCAACCACCUGCUUUCCAGACUUCUGAGAUAGCCUGGGACGAGCAAUCCUGUUACAGUACACCUGGACCUUCCCUACCUGGGCUCUGGGGAGGCUCUGGGCUUGGAGAGGGAAAAGCGGGGAAAGGGUGUCUUCACCACCUGGGAAGAUAGCACAAAGCCUAAUGAGGUCACCCUGACUGCCCACCCCAGCAUUUCAUUCAUACCAGAUAAUAGCUGCAUUACUGCCAACUGACCUUAUAACCCUCUGCACCUUCAAAAAGAUUCAUGGUUUUUAAUUGCUGCUUUUAAUAACAUUUGUUAAAGUUAUAAUU